CUUGAUGGAUGCUAUUUAGUCAUGCCCUUCCCCAGGACCAAACUCUGCCACUUUGUUCGGUUCUGCCCCCCUUUUGCUCGCCUUGCCUCUUGGUUCCACCAUUCUUCACUCCCCUCCUCACUUGCACCAACACUGAUAAGCAGUCUCACUUUCCUGUGACCUCUCUCCAUUCUCCUCACUCCCCAGCCAUGGCGGCUGCUGAAGAAGGCGCACAGCCACUCAUGUAUCAGACUGUGGCUCUGAAGGUCAGCAUCCACUGUGAGGGCUGCAAGAAGAAGGUCAAGAAGGUGCUCCACACCAUAGAAGGUGUGUACAAGACGGACAUAGACACCCAGCAGCACAAGGUAGUGGUCGUUGGCAAUGUCUCCGUCGACGCGCUCGUCAAGAAGCUCAUCAAGACCGGCAAGCACGCCGAGCCGUGGCCGGAGCCCCUUCCUCCUCUCUCUGACGCUAACCCGACUGCCAGCGGAGGCGGCGGUGACGGCGGCGGCGGUGGUGGCGGUGGCGGCAAGAAGAAGAAGAAAAAAAAGAACAAAAACAAGACCGCCGAGCCGGCGGCGCCGGGUGCCCCGACGGCGGAAGGCGCCGGAGGCUCUGUUCCCCCGGAGAAUCACGACCACGCGGGCACGUGCGAUGAGGCGUCCGGCGACGAGCAGCCUCAUCAGGUUGAAGGCGGCGGUGGUGGAGGCGGCGACCCACCGAAGAACCCGGGUGCCGGAGACCCGCACGACGGACGGGCCGGCAUGGUCGCCCCUUUCGCCAUGACGCCGCAAGGCAUGCAGCCUAUGGCACCCAGCGCCAAUGCCUCCGGUGGCGGCGGUGGCGGCAAGAAGAAAAAGAAAGGCAAGGGAGGCAAUAACGGCAAUGCCAAUGCCAACGGCGGAGACGGCGCCGGUGCAACAGCGCACAUGAGCCCACACGACGCGCCCGCGAAUCCCGCCACAGGAAACGCCAGUCAGAACGCCCCCGCCGUCGUCGAUGCCGGGGCCUACCCGCCCGCCACGGCGAUGAGCUACCCGGGCUACUACGGCGGCGGCGCCGGCGCAGGGCACAUGCCGUACGCCAUGAGCUACAGCACCUCGCACCCGCACCGGAGCAGCGCGUACUACCACCCCAUGGCCGGCGCGGCCUACACGGGCGGCGCGGGGUACUACUACUCAACGGCACCGGUGUCGGCGGCGCCGGGGUCGUAUUACAUGUUCAGCGAGGAGAAUGCCAACGCAUGCAGCGUCAUGUGAGAUUGUUUGUGUUAUUUAAUCGAGGUUAGAUGAUUAAUUAACUGGUCCUUUGCUAGUAUUUAGACUAGCGAUGGGAGUAACUUCAGCAGUAACUUCAAGUCCAACUCAGCAAAUUUGUCUAUGUGGCAAUAAGUUAAUGAAGAGAGAGGUAGUUCUAGUAACUUAGCUAGUUACUAUAACAUCACAUAUAUCAAGGCAAGAUGAGUCUAUAACAUAAUAAAUGAAGUGUUUGCAUGUUACUACACAUAUGUUAUUUCCCACUAUAGAGGUAGUAACAUAGAGUAGUAACUAAUGUUACUACUCUAUGUUACUACCCAUUGUGGCUAGUCUUAAGCAACUUUAGCUAGUGUUAGUAUGGUCAUCUUGCUGUUGCAAGCUGCAACAUUCUUGGAGCUUGCUUGUGUUGCAACCUAUUCAUGGCAUGACAAUUGGCUGUGUCAACCAAA
Aegilops tauschii subsp. strangulata is the source of this 1684-nucleotide messenger RNA. RefSeq lists its product as uncharacterized. Gene Ontology annotation, molecular function: metal ion binding. Lineage: Eukaryota; Viridiplantae; Streptophyta; Magnoliopsida; Poales; Poaceae. The record is from RefSeq and is a predicted model, not a curated record.